GUGACGAGCGUGGAAAAGCACAUAGGGCCGUAACAGCACCAUUUUGUUGACUAUUCGGUUUGUCAAACAAGAGGAGAAAAUGCAGCUUCGCCCGUAUGGAGCCCUAAUCGGGCUGUCCAUUUUGGAAAGCGCGAUGGGGUCGCCAGUGGUAUUUGGCAACGCUUCCACGCCCGCCAUCACCCCAGCUCCCACGGCAACUGGGCAUUCGCUGAGUGGCAUCGUCACCUCUGGCAGCCCUACUGCGUGCUACAAUACGGACUUCGUGGGUGUGAUCCUGGGCGCCUACUCCGGCCUUUCGACAAACCCGACUCAACUAUGUGAAUGCAUGACCCAGCUAUCCGACUGGCUUUCUGCCACGAACCCGGGUACGCACACUGGAACAACCAGUAUCGGGACUGGAGUGACUACAAUCACCGAGACGACCGACGGGGCCACAACAACGAUUGUAUCGGAGGAAGUCUAUGUUUCGACAUACACAUAUACUGGAAAUAACUUCGGUGACGAUAAUAACUGGUAUGGUAGUGCGACGUCACCAUGCUGCUACUCAUGCUCUGUCGCAGCAGCCACAGUCGAGAUAUUGUACUGGCAAACCCCCGCGCCAUCCAGCCUUGUAACGUCCUUCACGUCUAAUGACAUCACAUUCGUCUCGCCGAGCGUCUACAUUGGGUUUUCCUCCCUGUAUGCAUACGACUACUGCGGAACAGUCGGCCAGCCAUUCACAAACACCACCGUCGCCUUCAACCAAGACGAGCUUUCCACUGUGCAGUUCGUCGAACAAUCUUCGGUACAACUUGAAACGCAGAGUAUUGGCACCAGCGGCACCAACGUCAUUUGGACGACGUAUCUUACCACGGAAACCUACUAUACGAGUACAACACCGGCGCCACUUAAUUUCGAGGUCCUGGGUCAGAACUGCUCCAAAACAUCGGGGUAUACCUAUGCGAUUGAUAAUCCGGAAGCAGGAAACUAUUUUUCUACCUACGAUCCUUGCCAUCCGAUUAUCGUCGUUCCAGAUCGCGUGAAAUCCUUACAGCCAGAUUGGAAAUCGUGUGGAAGCAAUGCAAUGGGCGGUUUUUACGACCCCCCUUAUCCUCUGACAUCGGUGUCUGGAUUGCUUCCGGUCACUACCACAUCGGGCACCCAGCCGACUUUGACCUCACCUGCAGCUCCAGGGUCGACGGCAACGAGUGUUCCGCCACAAACCUCUACAACUCCGUUGCCAGAUCAAGAGCCGACAACAUCGCCCUCAGUCGGUGACCCGGGUACAGGAACCAGCCCAGCUACUGAUACUGCCCCUAGCACCGCCACCGCCACCGGUUCAGGUUCAGGAUCUGGCGCUGGUUCAGGCACUGGAUCUGGCACUGGAUCUGGCACUGGCUCUGGCACUGGCUCUGGCACUGGAUCUGGCACUGGCUCUGGCACUGGCUCUGGCACUGGCUCUGGCACUGGCUCUGGAUCUGGCACUGGCUCUGGCUCCGGCUCUGGCUCUGGCUCUGGAUCUGGCUCCGGCUCUGGAUCUGGCUCCGGCUCAGGCUCAGGCUCCGGCUCAGGCUCAGGCUCCGGCUCAGGCUCAGGCUCAGGCUCAGGCUCAGGCUCAGGAUCUGGUUCUAACUCCGGUUCAGGAUCUGGCAAUGGUUCAGGCUCAGGAUCUGGAUCAGGCUCUGGAUCAGGCUCUGGAUCAGGCUCUGGAAGCAGUGGCACAGGCACAGGCACUGCGGUAGGGUCUUCUAGUACGGGAUCGGGUUCAGGAACAGGAAGCGGAUCGGGCAGCGGAUCAGGGGGCUCUCCAGGCUCAGGCUCCGGCUCUGGUUCCGGUUCUGGAACUACAAAUGGAAGUGGCUCUACGACUGCUUCUCCGGGAUCACCCCUAGAGACCGGUGCGGCAUCGCGACCUGGACUAACGAUUCAUACCGGGGGACUAAUCAGCCUCAUCUUGUUUGCCUUUUAUCUUUGAUUUGAUUCCCUGUUGGAAUGUGUAAUGUAGUCAGACGAC
Molecule: messenger RNA, 1993 nt
Organism: Talaromyces proteolyticus
Lineage: Eukaryota; Fungi; Ascomycota; Eurotiomycetes; Eurotiales; Trichocomaceae
Exons: 9
Coding region: 80-1954 (624 amino acids)
Source: RefSeq, a predicted model, not a curated record